CGGCUUUGACGCUGGAUCUGGUGUUGACGAUGGUGUCUUCGGCGGCGAUGGGUCAUGCAGGGGGUCUUACGCUCCCUUGCACCAGCUUCCAGGUGCUUCAGAUGCCCAAGAUCACUCACACGAGCCACAAGCAGCUGCUGGGAUCAAGGAAGAGACCAUCUCGUAAGCACAGCUUGAGGAUGAUGGAGGGAAGCGCAGAGGAUGCCCACAUGAGGAGUGGAGUGCGCCCGUGUGUCCGUGUGUUGGUGCAGGUGCGGCUCUCGCGAUGGCCGGGACGGACAGGGCGAUUGGCCUCUUGCAUGGCCACCCGGUGUACUUCGACAGUGCGGACGGCUAUCAGGUUGAUGUGGACGGCAGGCGCCGGCCGGUUCCGAGCUGGCUGCACAUCCGCAGAGUCGGCGACGUGCAGGUCGAAGGGGCUGCUGGUCUGCCGCAAAUCAGGUACUAGAGGCAUUGACCCUUUCCAGGGAUGCUUCACCCGCUGUGCAUCUGUUGUCUGUCUGUGGUCAUUCUGGCUGCAUGCGUCAGUGCGAGCACCCAGGUGGUUUAUCCAGCGAGCGAUGAAGCUGUGGGUCUCUUCCAGGGCCGCCCCGCCCACGUCGAUGAGAAGGGAGGCUUCCUUGUCAGUGUCGAUGGCGAGUGGCGGCCCGUUAGGAAAGACGACUGGCCAGACGUCAUCAGAUUCACCGAUGUGGACGUCACCACGCUCGAAGAACGGUGCGCACGCAGAGAUGAGGCAACAACACGCUUUUUCUGCCGUUUCACUGCCUUAGUCGCUACUUGUGUUGGUCGCAUCAGGCUGGACUGUACGAUUGGGAGACUCCAAGACGACAGAACAUUCAUUCGGCUUGGGCGGUUCCUCUAUCAGGUGGUGAGACGCGGCACAGGUGUCUGCCCGGCCACGGGCGACACUGUAAGGUACAGAAGGACGCUUUUUGACUACGGAUUUCCACCCGACAGAGGCAGCAAGAAGCUGAGAGAUUAUGAAGCGACCCUCGAGUAUGGCAAAGCGUCCCUGUACGGCUUCGAGCAUGAUAUGCUGUGGUCCUUCGAGCACGAUAUGCUGUGGUCGAUGAGGGUUGGCGAAGUCCGGCGCGUCAUCAGACCAAUGAGUGGCUCGAACAAGACUUAUUGGGAGCUGGAGCUGAUCGAAAUAAUAGAGCAGAAGUGAGCGAGGCAUUGUGCUGUGCUGGGCUGGGCUGGGCUGUGCUGGGGGCUGGGCUUGGCUUACUACAGCUCGAGCUGCUCAAGAUAGAGUAACUGCACUGACUCACUCAACCACUCACUCAGUCGACCAUCCAACCACAUGCAUAUCACCACUACCACUAACACCAACUGAGCUGCUCUUCCCUCACAUGCCCAUAUGUCUGCCUAUGUGCCUGCCUGCCUGUCUGGCUGAUGUGACCCCAAUUGCACGGAUGCGUGUGUGACUGACUGACGAGAGGAGUGCUUUUUGAUGGCAUUUUAGCCCUGGUACUGGUCUGAUUGGCUGUGUGUCAGACAGUGAGUUUUCGCCUGUCAGCAUGAGACGAAUUCGUGACGUGACUUUGCUGCUGCAUAUGGGGGGCAGAGAGAAGGGCAAGAGAGAGACCGCUUGCUUCUUUGACGAGAGGAGGGAGGGAGGGACAACCCAAUCGACUGUGUGGGAUUCCCUUCACCGUCUGUGUGUACUGGUGCAUCUGUUACUUUGGUGUGUGUCAGUUUCCAUCACAAAACAGAUCGACUCGACCAACUGCAAUCCACAAGUGAUGAAG
Vitrella brassicaformis is the source of this 1754-nucleotide messenger RNA. The record is from the annotation of a GenBank genome assembly. Lineage: Eukaryota; Vitrellaceae.